AUGGCGGCGACACAGAUGACGACGAUGAGCCGGCCAGAUCAGGUGAUCUUUCAGGAGGCGGCGGCGAAGGCGACGGAGGACGACAUCAUGAGGGGCCGCGGGCGGGUGGACGCCGCCUUCGACGCCGGGAAACCGCCGCCGUUCCGCAUCGGCGAUGUGCGCGCGGCGGUGCCGGAGCACUGCUGGCGCAAGAGCUCUGGCGGUCGCUGUGGUACGUGGCGCGCGACGUGGCGGUGGUGGCGGCGCUGGGCGCGGCGGUGGCGGGCGUGGAUAGCUGGGCGGUGUGGCCGUUCUACUGGGCGGCGCAGGGGACCAUGUUCUGGGCGCUCUUCGUCCUGGGGCACGACUGGUACGCCGUUCCGUCCUCCUGGCGGGGACCACCACUCAUCGUCUGUUUCUUUUCUUGGUUGCGAUGGUCACGGGAGUUUCUCGGACAGCGCGACGCUCAACAGUGUGGUGGGGCAUCUCCUUCACUCCUUCAUUCUCGUCCCCUACCAUGGGUGGAGGAUCAGCCACAGAACACACCAUCAGAACCACGGCCACAUCCACAGGGACGAGUCAUGGCACCCGAUCACGGAGGGGCUGUACCGGCAACUGGAGCCACGCACCAAGAAGCUAAGAUUCACGGUCCCCUUCCCGCUGCUCGCAUUCCCCGUCUAUCUCUUGUACAGGAGCCCCGGCAAGACGGGCUCCCACUUUCUUCCCAGCAGCAAGCUGUUCAGCCCCAAGGAGAAGGGCGACGUCAUGCUCUCAACCACCUGCUGGUGCAUCAUGCUCGCCUCCCUCCUCGCCAUGGCGUGCGCAUUCGGCCCACUCCAGGUGCUCAAGAUGUACGGCAUCCCAUACCUUGUGUUUGUGAUGUGGCUUGACUUGGUGACGUACCUGCACCACCAUGGCCACCAGGAGCGCCUCCCCUGGUACCGUGGCGAGGAGUGGAGCUACCUGCGCGGCGGGCUCACGACGGUGGACAGGGACUACGGCUGGAUCAACAACAUCCACCACGACAUCGGCACCCAUGUCAUCCACCACCUCUUCCCGCAGAUCCCGCACUACCAUCUUGUCGAAGCUACCAAGGCAGCCAAGCCAGUGCUGGGGCGAUACUACCGGGAGCCGCAGAAGUCAGGGCCGCUGCCACUCCACCUCCUUGGCGUGCUACUCAGGAGCCUCAGAGUCGACCACUUCGUCAGCGACCAUGGGGAUGUUGUCUACUACCAAACUGACCAUGACUUGAACACUACUGCUGCUCACGGCUGGGCCGCCCAAAACCAUCAUAAGCAAAAAUGA
Miscanthus lutarioriparius is the source of this 1284-nucleotide messenger RNA. The record is from the annotation of a GenBank genome assembly. Lineage: Eukaryota; Viridiplantae; Streptophyta; Magnoliopsida; Poales; Poaceae.